AUGAGUAACAAAACUUUUUCCUUUUUAGAAUGGCUGCAGAUUCGAGGAAGUGGUGAUGACCAUGACGCAGCAUUCAAGGAAGAUUAUUCUUGUAGUACCACCAAAAUCCGGUGCAGAAUGUCGACAUUUAAUGGUAGUUGUAGUAAAGCUAUUGACUGUGAUAACAUAAAACAAGAAGAAAAAAUUGAUAUUGUUGAAGAGCAAUUAUUUUUUAAAAUUGAAUCAUUGGAUGAAGAAACUAGAAACAAGGAAUUUUUUGUAGAAUUUUUUAAAUCAGUGGAAGUUGUAUGUGAUAUUUGUGGUGACACCAAAGUGCAAAGGGUGAUUAAGUUGAACCAGCAAGAACGAGUUAUUGGUGCUAUUCUUUUGAAGAAAAUUUUUAAACUUGGUUUUAAAUCACACAAGAUAUUCCACCGAAAAACCCCAGACCAAUCCUGCGGUCGUUGUUUCGUCCACCUAAUCUCAUUCAAAACCAACUUCAAAGACAAAUUUCUGGAAUACAAAACCAGAAAAAUGCAUCCGGCCUCUUACAACCAUGGCAUCGAAUGUCCUUGCGUCGACUGCAAAAACCAAUACGGCGACUUGGAUUUGAUUGUCCGAGGUAUCGAAACAAGAUCCUCUCCUUUACUACCGUCAACAAUAACCACAAUGACCAACGAAGAACAACAAUUUGAUGUUGGCCUACAACAACAACAAGAAAGCUUCCUAUACCCUUACAACUAUGAAAGUUAUUCGGAACAACAAACUUAUUCACAAACAAGUUACCAAGUAGAACCUUUACCAACGAUGCUCCAAGAAUUCGAGCCUCAACCUUCAACUUCACAUUACCAACCGCAUCAUGAGAGUGAAACUCCUAGGAAAAAAUCGAAAAAAUCUUGUCCCCAUUGUAACAAACAAUUCAAUCACACUGGGGAUUAUAGGAAGCACUUGAGGAAACAUACGAAAGAACGACCAUACGCGUGUCCGCAGUGCGACAAAAAGUUUUCGCACACGUCAAAUUUGCACAGGCACGAACGGUCGCAUAGUGGAGACAGGCCUUUUAAAUGUGAUUUUUGUAAUAAGGAGUUUAAUAGGAAGGAUAAGUUGGAUAGUCAUAGGAAUAGUAAAGCUUGUAUAAGUAAAAGGAGUAAUAAAUAAUGAUUAAGUAUUA
This is a messenger RNA of Ceutorhynchus assimilis (cabbage seed weevil), 1150 nucleotides long. NCBI's taxonomy places the organism in Eukaryota, Metazoa, Arthropoda, Insecta, Coleoptera, Curculionidae. The record is from the annotation of a GenBank genome assembly.